Molecule: messenger RNA, 951 nt
Organism: Closterium sp. NIES-65
Lineage: Eukaryota; Viridiplantae; Streptophyta; Zygnematophyceae; Desmidiales; Closteriaceae
Source: the annotation of a GenBank genome assembly
CCUGUUCCUCAACUGGAAGAUUAUGAAGUCGGGAGGAUUGGCCGUCGCUAUCCACGCCAAGGCGACGACGACCGCGGCGAGAGGGUGGAUCGCCGUCGCGUGGUCAACCACGGGGCUUAUGUCGCCCGCCGAAGCCAUCGCGGGUAACCUGCCGCACGGCGGGUUACAGGGUUACAAGCUCAACACGUACACUUCGGUUGUUCCGACCAACAGCCUGAAGGUUCAGGGAAAGACGGUAUCGACCGCUGCUGCGGGCACGGUAAUCAGUUUUAUUCGGCGGCAAGGCGACGGGGGAAAGGUGCCAGUGAGGCUGUGGGCGGUGAACCGUCUCGUGUGGGCCUACUCCAACGACGGCACCAAGGCUGUUGGUUACCACGGCAGUAACGUUGGUGCGCUGUCUGUCAUCUUCGCGUGUAACGGGGCGACGGGUAAAGUGCCAGGCAACUCUAACACCCCGCCCCCGACGCCGUACAAACCUCCGCCGGUCCAACGGUCCUACAAGUGCCCCGUGUCGUCUCUUCCCACUUUCAUCUACAUGACUGAUCUCGCGCCAGGGCUGGUGCUGCACUGGCGCCUGCAUCAGCGCAAUGUGGUGGAAGUGGCACUCGAGGCGCAGGCGGGCAGCGGGGCGGAAAGCGGAUGGUUGGCGCUCGGGUGGUCCACGAACGGACGGAUGGGCGGCUCGGAGACAAUUAUUGGAAAUAAGGCUGCGGGUGUAAUGGGAACAUACGAUAUCAUGGGCUACAGCAUGACCUCCAUACAGCCCAAGAUAAUGGGACUCGGGGAUGCUGCUAUGGUGAACAAGAACGGGAGGGGGUCAACAAUCAUGAGGUUUAGGAGAACUGCUGGGAAGUUCAACCGCGUUCCUGUGCGAGCUUGGGGGGUUAACACCCUGGUGUGGGCCUACUCCAAGGACAAUACCAAGACUUUCACCUACCAUGGUGGUAACUG